UCGCCACAUACAGAUCCACUGUAAUCCCAUCCCACUGUCCAGCACUUUGCGCUUUGUUCGUGGCAUCCGCUGCCGUUUCGAGACAUCAUGGCGAGCUCUGGGUUCUCAAGGCUGGCGUGCAUGGCCCUCCUGUGCCUGGUGGUGGCCUCCUCCGUGGCCGAGGCCGCCGUGACAUGCGGCCAGGUGUCGAGCUCCCUGGCCCCGUGCAUCCCCUACGCGAGGAGCGGCAGGGGGGCAGUGCCGGCCGCGUGCUGCAACGGGAUAAGGUCGCUCAACAACGCCGCCAAGACCACCGCAGACCGCCAGGCCACUUGCAGGUGCCUCAAGUCCGCCGCCAGCAGCAUCUCCGGCUUCAACUACGGGGUCGUCGCCGGGAUCCCCGGCAAGUGCGGAGUCAGUAUUCCCUACAAGAUCAGCCCCAGCACUAACUGCAACAGCGUCAAGUGAAGAUGGUGGAGAAGGAUUCUGGGAACCGCAUAAGUAUCAUUACUGUUAGGGAAUGAUUGCGUAGAGUGAGAAAUAAAAGGGGCAUGACACGUCCACACGAAGCUUCCGUGCUUCCUGUUAUUUAAGGUUGUUGUCUGUAUCGGGUCUUUCUGUGCCGUGCACAUUAUUAAUAAUAUUAUGGGACCGAAUGUAAUAUUUA
Messenger RNA from Syzygium oleosum, 646 nucleotides. Its product is annotated as non-specific lipid-transfer protein 1-like. The record is from RefSeq and is a predicted model, not a curated record. Gene Ontology annotation, biological process: lipid transport. Gene Ontology annotation, molecular function: lipid binding. NCBI's taxonomy places the organism in Eukaryota, Viridiplantae, Streptophyta, Magnoliopsida, Myrtales, Myrtaceae. The coding region runs from base 88 to 447 and encodes 119 amino acids. The transcript is spliced from 2 exons. Gene Ontology annotation, cellular component: membrane.